Molecule: messenger RNA, 2169 nt
Organism: Lachnellula hyalina
Lineage: Eukaryota; Fungi; Ascomycota; Leotiomycetes; Helotiales; Lachnaceae
Gene: YRB30
Product: Ran-specific GTPase-activating protein
Exons: 6
Coding region: 1-2169 (722 amino acids)
Cellular component (GO): nucleus; cytoplasm
Molecular function (GO): GTPase regulator activity
Source: RefSeq, a predicted model, not a curated record
AUGGAUGUUCUCCUGGGCAAGAUCACCCAGCAUGCCAUGAAUUAUGCCAUCCGGUCUGGAAUUGGAAUAACCGCAUCUUUCGCUAUUGGCCAAACCUCGAGGUUGCUCAAGACCGUUGACGACAAUGGUGUCUACCAAGAGCUCCGGGAUUUGCAAGAGCGCCUUAAUAGCAAAAUUAGAUGUCAGGCUGACCUGAACAGUUCGGCAAGAGGAAAUACGACAUUAGAGUCAGCAGUUACACUAACAAAAUCACUUCGCUGGGAUAUUCAGUCUCUUGGUAUUCGACUCGAAAAAGCCGCUGCCGCCGAGGAAACAUCACGCAAAAACCGCAACAAGGCCAAAACUCGAGCCUCGCAUGAACUUGAGAUCCGUCAUAUUAUCCAAGACAUCAAGAAGCUUCUCACUCGCUUCGAGGAUGCAGUGCCACUCAUUAACCUAGCUAUCACCACAUCGGGUGCCAAUUUGUCAACUACGCUCCCAGCUUCCGUAUCUCCUUCCAGAUUAUUACAAGCCAGCACGCUCCUUACUGCUGGCGACACGCAAUAUAGGAUAAAUUCAGGGUCUCCCACACAGGUCGGAUCAGCCUUCACGUUAUCACUGUACAUGCUGUUCGCUGGUCAUGCAUUCCGAGCACAGGAAGAUUCUGAAAGUACUAGGGAGACUACGUGGAAAGAAGUCAUUCAUAAGGCGAGAGUAAAGCUUAUGCGUGUGCCUCUGAAUUACACCGGUCACUCCAACAAGUCACCAGCUGAGCACAAAGCAGAAGAAUCAUCGACAAUUUCGGGUGAAGGAAAAGCGAUGGAAUUUGCCUAUCAUAUCGAGAUUAUUGAGGAUCUAGACGAUGAUCGAGUCCAUUCCUUUGAAGAUGAUGAAACCCAACCAGGGCCAUACGGUGAUGUUCUACUCGCAGGCAUCCGAGAGACCCUACCAAUUCAUCAAAUAUCAAAGAUCUUCUACGCAGACACGGGCAAGAUCUUAAAUAUCGGCAGUCAAGGCGAAACUAACAACCCGGUACUGCUACUCAAGCGAGAUAUUAAUGCCCUCCCACCACGGAGAAUGAUGGAAGAGAACGAGAAGCGGGCUGAAUGGUAUGAGGAUCCAGAAGAGCUCGGGACCCCGGAGGACAAAGACGAUUCGCAGGACGAUAUCGAUCAGCAAAUUCGACGCGAGAGCUGUGUUGUUCUCCCACUGCAGGAGCCUGAUCAGCCGGCUCAGGAUAAUACCACAUGGUGUUUCCCACCUGACCUUGAUCCCGAGUGGUUGGCUCUUGAAGUCUACAUGGAAGAACCAGAUAGUAGCUCCGAAGAUGACCAAGAACCAACGGACGACUCUGCGUACGCCUCCCACCGACCCAGCUCAUCGAGCGAAGAGCCCAACCCCAGCAGCGAAGACCUCGCCGCCGGCCUUGCAGGCCUUGAUCUCUCGUCAAAAUCACCAUCUCCUUCCCCAGCUCAGCUUAUCAACACUCCAUCUCCCCCACAAAUGACUCCCAAACCCAGAUUAUCCUCAAAUGUACCUCAUUUUCCCUACGGCCAAAUGCGCUCAUCCCUCUCGCUUCUCGAAAUGCUGAUCCGCCUCACCGCCCUCCAGCAAUUUCAACAAGCCUCCCACCUCACCAUCUCCGACGAAUUCCUCACUUUCUUCCUUGAAGAAUCAAGCACCACAGGCGCGGGUGGCGAUGCCGACAACAGGCGCCGCACACGACGGGAAGCGAGACGCAAGGUGGGGUUCGAUCCGUAUGAUGAGAGUCCAGUGAAGAGACAUGGCGAGGAAUAUCAGUAUGAGCAAAGAGAGGGCUACGAACGUGGUGGUACGCCUUUCACGGAGUACGACCGGUACGAUGGUGGUGGAUAUCACGGUUAUGGUCCUGCUUCCCCCUCGCCACGAGGGACGCCCGAACCGUGGCUGUUGAGGGGCUGCGAUGUGUCGUCUAGUCCUAGGCCGAGGAGGAGCACUUCUGACAUUCCGCCUUCGUCGCCAAUGAGCCCUUACCGGCCUGUGAGGAGCUCUACACGACCGCUGCCGGUGCAGAGAGUGAAGAACACUAUGAAUCCGAGCAAAGGUAGCCCGUUAGGGAGAGGUGUGAGUGUCGAGACUGACUCUACGCUCGGGACGAGCCCGGGUAGUCCGGUGUUGGGGACCAGAGGAGCGAAAGGUGAGAAGAACUAA